Molecule: messenger RNA, 6327 nt
Organism: Prosopis cineraria
Lineage: Eukaryota; Viridiplantae; Streptophyta; Magnoliopsida; Fabales; Fabaceae
Product: 1-phosphatidylinositol-3-phosphate 5-kinase FAB1B-like
Exons: 12
Coding region: 598-6045 (1815 amino acids)
Biological process (GO): phosphatidylinositol phosphate biosynthetic process
Cellular component (GO): endosome membrane
Molecular function (GO): ATP binding; metal ion binding; 1-phosphatidylinositol-3-phosphate 5-kinase activity
Source: RefSeq, a predicted model, not a curated record
AAGCGUGGGUGUGAGGAGGUGGGAGAUCUGACUGCGGUACUUGGGAUUUGGAAUUAGAAUUGACCCGUUUACGCUUUGAAGUACUUCUCUUGUCAUGCAUGCUUUGGGCUUACGGUUAAUUUGGUGAGAGGGGAAAUAGACGACGAGACUCGGAUGACGGUUAUCUGCUUCUAUGGUUGAUGGGAUCCUUUCUGGCAUCUGAUAUCAAAGGAAAUUUGGAAUUCUCUUUGUGAGUAUGCUAGAAGUCGAGGCACUCAGCUCACUAAGAUUCGCAUAUUGGGAAUUGUCUGAACUGAGUGGAGGUUUUUCCGUGGCGGUAGGCCGGUGGCCCCUGGCCCCUGGCCCCUGGCCUUUGGUCCUAUAUUUACAUCUUCAAAAGCCCUUUGCGGCAAUUGUAGUGAUUGGAAGACGACAGGGUUGCGUCCCUUUUAGCAUUCGAUGGUGGUUGCCCUUGCUUUUGAAUUUCUGUGGUAGUAUAGCGUAAUUUUUGUUGGUUCAUCUGCAUAUAAACAGCUUCUUGGCUCGAGAUAUAAGGAGUUUUAGAAAGAAUGGGUGAUGAUUAACUCAUGAUGAAAGGGCUGGGUGGAGUCAGAUUCAAUGGGCACCCCUGAUAAAAAAAUAUCUGAGCUUGUUGAAGUAGUUAGAUCCUGGAUCCCCCGGAGGGCUGAGCCACCAAAUGUGUCUAGGGACUUCUGGAUGCCCGACCAGAGCUGUAGGGUAUGCUAUGAGUGUGAUUCCCAGUUCACAAUAUUCAACCGUAGGCAUCAUUGCCGAAUCUGUGGAAGAGUUUUCUGUGCAAAAUGUACUGCUAAUUUUAUUCCUGCACCUUCAGAUGAGCCAAAGACUGGCCGUGAAGAUUGGGAGAGGAUUAGAGUCUGUAACUAUUGCUUUAAGCAGUGGGAACGGGGCGAAGCAACUGUUGAUAAUGGGAUUCCUUCACCAACCCCUUGUCUCAGCCCAUCGCCAUCUGCAACAAGCUUAGCUAGCAGCAAGUCCAGUUGCACCUGUCACAGCAGCAGUAGCACUGCUGGUUCAGUUCCUUAUGCAACUGGUCCUUAUCAGCGUGUGCCUUAUAGUCCUCAUCAAUCUUCUCAAAUGGAUCUAAUGGCAGAUGACCAAGAAAAUGUAACUUCUGGGAAGAGUAUGAAUCCUGGUGGUAUGGUAGGGAAUUUGGCGCCUAAUCAGUAUGGCUAUUGCUUCAACAGCAGGAGUGAUGAUGAGGAUGAUGACUAUGGUGGCUAUCACUCUGAUACAGAAUCAAGGCAUUUUUCUCGUGUUAAUGACUAUGACGAUCCUGUUGACAUUCAUGGGAUUGACCACGUCUAUGGACCACUUGAAAUGCAUCAUUACAGAGAUAACACAGAGACAAAAAGUUUGAAUUCUUUAAUGCCUGCUCAGAAUCUUGAUCUAGAGGGCGUAGAUGGAAUUCAAGCACCUGCCAAAGAAGCUGAUGAGAAUGAUCAUGUUGACAGAUGUGACACAUCUCAUUACAUUGAGGAAAGCACUAAUUCUGAACCUGUGGAUUUUGAGAAUAAUGGGCUACUGUGGCUCCCUCCUGAGCCAGAAGAUGAAGAGGAUGAAAGAGAAGCUGUUCUUUUUUUCGAGGAUGAUGUUGAUGAUGAGGGUGCUGCUGGAGAGUGGGGAUAUCUUCGAUCCCCUGCCAGCUUUGGUUCUGGUGAAUACCGUGGUAGGGAUAAAGCAAGUGAGGAGCACCGGAAGGCCAUGAAGAAUGUAGUGGAAGGGCAUUUUAGAGCUUUGGUAGCUCAGCUUUUGCAGGUUGAGAGUUUAGCUGUUUGUGACGAAGAUCACAAAGAGAGUUGGCUGGAUAUAAUUACAGCAUUGUCCUGGGAAGCGGCCACCCUUUUGAAGCCUGAUAUGAGCAAGGGUGGAGGCAUGGACCCUGGUGGAUAUGUAAAGGUCAAAUGCAUAGCUUGUGGGCGCCAAAGUGAAAGCAAGGUGGUUAAAGGAGUUGUUUGUAAGAAGAAUGUGGCUCACCGGCGAAUGACAUCAAAGCAUGAUAAACCACGUUUCUUAAUACUUGGAGGAGCAUUGGAGUAUCAGCGUGUUUCUAACCAGUUAUCUAGUGUUGAUACUUUAUUGCAGCAGGAGAUGGACCAUUUGAAGAUGGCAGUUGCAAAGAUUGGUUCUCACUAUCCCAAUGUUCUCUUGGUAGAGAAAUCAGUAUCUAGGUAUGCUCAAGAAUACCUUCUUGCUAAAGAUGUAUCACUUGUUCUGAAUAUCAAGAGGCCACUUUUAGAACGUAUUGCUCGAUGUACUGGUGCACAAAUUGUCCCUUCAAUUGAUCAUAUGAAUCCCCAAAAGCUGGGGACCUGUGAAUCAUUUCACGUGGACAAAUAUUUUGAGGAGCAUGGCAGUGCUGGGCAAAGUGGGAAGAAAUUGACGAAGACGCUGAUGUUCUUUGAGGGUUGCCCAAGGCCUUUGGGUUGCACUAUCUUGCUUAAGGGUGCCAAUGGAGAUGAGUUGAAGAAGGUAAAACAUGUAGUACAAUAUGGAGUUUUUGCAGCCUAUCACCUGGCUCUGGAAACAUCGUUUCUGGCUGAUGAAGGUGCUACACUUCCAGAACUUCCCUUGAAAUCUCCCAUUACUGUUGCACUACCUGACAAACCAUCUAGCAUUGAAAGGUCUAUUUCCACUGUUCCUGGAUUUUCAGUUGUGGGUGCUCGAGAGCAUCAAGGAACUGAUUCUGUUAAAGAAUUGCUAAAAUCUAAUGAUGGCCACAAGAAAGAAAGAAACUCAUCUUGUUGCAUUGACUCCAUUGAUGAAUCAUUGGUGGGUAGCUUGACCCACAUGCAAGCACUCUCUGGAGAUGCCAUUCCAUCAGGACAGGAUACCUCAUCUUCCCACUACAAAGAUUUCCUCCCAAAUAAUGAUUCCGAGGAGGACAAUAAAAGAAAUCCUAAAGAAUUUUUUCAAUGCACACGAGAUGUGAGAAGGGAGUCUGUGUUGAAUAAUGAUCUCAUUUCUGAUUCUUUCUACACCUUGGAGCCUUCAGGACAAGUUGGUAUAAACCAUACCAGUGGCACUGUGUUGUCUGCAAAUCAUGGAGAAUGCCUUGAGCCACUACAUGGAAAACACAAUAAUAAUAAUAAUAAUAAUAAUAGUAUUCAGUCUGACGUCAUAAAUUCAAAAGAAGAUUUUCCACCCUCAACUUCAGACCAUCAAAGUAUUUUGGUUUUCUUAUCUACACGUUGUGUCUGGAAAGGAACUGUUUGUGAAAGGUCCCACCUUGUACGAAUUAAAUAUUAUGGAAGUUCUGAUAAGCCUUUAGGACGAUUUUUGCGAGAUCAACUAUUUGAUCAGAGUUACCGCUGCCACUCAUGUGAGAUGCCAUCAGAAGCUCAUGUUCAUUGUUACACUCACCGGCAAGGGAGCCUUACAAUUUCUGUUAAGAAAUUACCUGCAUUUUUACCAGGGGAACGAGAAGGUAAAAUCUGGAUGUGGCACCGGUGCCUGAAGUGUCCUCGUGUAAAUGGUUUUCCUCCAGCCACUCGGAGAAUAGUUAUGUCUGAUGCUGCCUGGGGCCUAUCUUUUGGUAAAUUUUUGGAGCUAAGCUUUUCAAAUCAUGCAGCAGCUAGCAGGGUUGCAAGUUGUGGUCAUUCUCUCCACAGAGACUGUUUAAGAUUCUAUGGUUUCGGGAAGAUGGUUGCCUGUUUCCGCUAUGCUUCAAUUGACCUUCAUUCUGUUUAUCUUCCCCCGCCUAAACUUGAAUUCAACUAUGAUAAUCAAGGAUGGAUACAGAAAGAAGAAGAUGAGGUGCACAACAGGGCUGAUGUGCUAUUUGCUGAAGUUGGCAAUGCUCUAAAUCAAAUGUCGGGUAAGUUUGCAGGUUUUGUGCUGCAGGAGGGAGGAAAUAAAGCAUCUGAUUUCAGGCACUUAAUUACUGAAUUUGAAGGGAUGCUGCAGAAAGAGAAAGAAGAAUUUGCGGAAUUGCUGCGAAAGGUGCUGAAUAGAGAGGUCAAAUUUGGCCAUCAUGUGGUUGAUAAUCUUGAGCUCAAUAAAUUGCUCAGGCAGAUCAUGAUUCAUUCUUAUGUCUGGGACCAACGCCUGAUAUAUGCCUCCAAUCAAAGUAAAAUUAUGCUUCAAGAAGAAACAAGGAAUUCGCCUCCAAAUGUCAAGGAGAAGCCAAUUGGCUCCAGGGAGAAGGUUGUUGAGGUGAAUGUGGCCUCCAAGCCAGGGAGGGGCCAUGGCAGUUGUGAUUCCUUUCUUUCAGGAGAAAAUCCUGAUGGAAGUCUUACUCAAGGAAGCACAGACCUCCUUAACCAACCUGGCGAAGCACAUAAAUGUGAAGACAAGGAUAUAAACACAAGUCAUGGAAAGGUUGACCUUUCUCUUUCUGAUGUUGCAAAUAUUGGUGAUAAAUGUGAACCUAUAGAGUUUGGAGGAGCUGUUCAAAGGGCUCAGCCAGAGGGUGAGUCUUCUAUUAUGGCUAAUUUAUCUUAUACCCUUGAUGCCGCCUGGACUGGUGAAAGUCACCCAACAAAUUUGACACCAAAAGAAAAUAUUUGUGUGUCUCCAGAUGCAUCUCCAACAGAUCCUCCGCCUAUGGGAGAUUUGGUUGAAGCAAAAUCAGAUUUUGAAAAUUAUACCGGUAGUAGGGGUGUGGAUGAGAUGGGAAGCAAGCAUGAUUCUAAAUUGCUUCUCAAAGGCCUUGAUACAAGAUGGAGCGGGAUGCCGUUUCCAAACUUAUACAGUUCAUUCAAUAAAACUUCUUCCUUGAAUACUCAAAAACUUGGUGAGUACAACCCUGUCUACAUUUUAUCAUUUCGAGAAUUGGAGCGCCAGAUUGGUGCCAGAUUGCUUCUGCCUGCUGGUAUUAAUGAUGUCGUAGUGCCUGUCUACGAUGAUGAACCCACUAGUGCAAUAGCGUACGUGCUUAUGUCACUAGAUUAUCACGUGCAGAUGGCAGAAUCUGAAAGGGCUAAAGACAGUGGAGAUUGUUCAGUUUCAUUGCCACUUUUUGAUUCCACAAGUCUACUUUCUCUUAGCUCUUUUGAUGAGACAAUUACUAAUACAUACAGAAGUUUUGGCUCUUCUGAUGAGAGCAUCUCUUCAUCCUUUUUUUCUCGAAGUUCUCAGGCUGGGGAUCCACACUUGGAUGCAAAGGAUUUCCAUGCGAGGGUUUCUUUUACGGACGAUAGCUCCCUUGGAAAGGUCAAGUAUACUGUGACUUGCUACUUUGCAAAGAGAUUUGAGGCUCUUAGAAGGAUUUGUUGUCCUUCAGAGUUAGAUUUUGUGCGGUCUCUUAGUCGUUGUAAGAAGUGGGGGGCCCAGGGAGGAAAGAGCAAUGUUUUCUUUGCUAAAACUUUGGAUGAUAGAUUUAUAAUCAAACAAGUUACAAAGACAGAGCUUGAGUCAUUCAUCAAGUUUGCACCAGCUUAUUUUAAAUAUUUGUCCGAAUCAAUCAGCUCAGGAAGCCCUACUUGUCUAGCUAAGAUCUUGGGCAUUUAUCAGGUGACAUCAAAGCACCUCAAAGGAGGAAAGGAAACAAAGAUGGACGUGUUGGUAAUGGAAAAUCUUCUCUUUAGGCGGAACAUCAGACUGCUUUAUGAUUUAAAAGGGUCAUCUCGAUCACGUUACAACCCAGAUACAAGUGGGAGUAAUAAAGUUCUCCUGGAUCAGAAUCUCAUAGAAGCAAUGCCUACCUCUCCAAUAUUUGUUGGGAAUAAGGCAAAGCGGUUGCUUGAGAGGGCUGUGUGGAAUGAUACUUCAUUUCUUGCUUCGAUUUAUGUGAUGGAUUAUUCGUUGCUGGUUGGUGUGGAUGAGGAAAAGCAUGAGCUGGUUUUAGGGAUAAUUGAUUUUAUGAGGCAAUAUACAUGGGAUAAGCACCUUGAAACUUGGGUGAAGACGUCAGGGAUCCUAGGUGGACCUAGGAACACUGCUCCAACAGUAAUAUCGCCUCAACAGUACAAGAAACGGUUCAGGAAAGCUAUGAGUGCAUAUUUUCUUAUGGUGCCUGAUCAGUGGUCUCCUCCAAUGUUACACCCUAGUGGCUCCCAAUCUGACCUUUGUGAUGAACAUUCAUGAUACUGUCUUCUCUUAUAGCUAUACCUCAUUGUAUCUUGUCGUCUCCCAAUUUUUGCUCCUUUUCCAUAGUUUGCAAGGGCUCCUCCAAUUCCUGGAGAUCCUUUUAUUAGAAAGGGAAUGGAAGACGUUAUCCCAUGAAAUGGUAAAUGUACAGCUUAUUAUUUGUAACCUUUUUUCCUUGUUGGUUGUAAAAUAAUGUAUUUCCUCUGUUCCAAUUUGUUGAUUUCCCUUCUCUUGGAAGGCAGAUACUAUGGGAUGAUUAUGUAUCACGCUUUUGCCUCA